CCGAAGUGGAAAUUUCCCCCAGCACCAGCAGCACCAGCCCAGCGCCAGCCGCAGGUUUCGCCGCUCAGAGUCACGAGCCGCCGCCGGACCCCAGCGCCGCCCGCCCGCCCGCCAUGGCCAACUACAUCCACGUCCCGCCCGGCUCCCCCGAGGUGCCCAAGCUGGACAUCACCCUGAGCGACGUGGAUGGGCCCGGCUGCCGCGACGGAGCCCUGCAGCUGCUGCGUCGUCUGCGGCCCCACUGGAGCCCCGAGGAGGUGACGCUGCAGCUGUUCACAGAUGGAAUCACCAACAAGCUUAUUGGUUGCUAUGUGGGUGACGCAAUGGAUGAUGUGGUUUUAGUUAGAAUCUAUGGAAACAAGACCGAGCUGUUAGUAGAUCGAGAUGAGGAAGUGAAAAGUUUCCGGGUGUUGCAGGCUCAUGGCUGUGCGCCACAACUCUACUGUACUUUCAGUAAUGGUCUAUGCUACGAGUUCAUGCAGGGAGAAGCACUGGAUCCGGAGCAUGUCUGCAACCCAGAUAUAUUCAGACUCAUAGCCAGGCAGCUUGCUAAAAUCCAUGCUAUUCAUGCACACAAUGGAUGGAUCCCCAAAUCUAACAUGUGGCUGAAGAUGGGAAAAUAUUUCUCACUCAUACCUACAGAAUUUACAGAUGAGGAAGUAAAUAAACGGUUCUUAAGUGAUGUUCCAAGUCCUCAAAUCCUUCAGGAGGAGAUGGCCUGGAUGAAGGAGAGACUCUCAAAUCUAGGAUCCCCAGUGGUGCUUUGCCACAAUGACCUGUUGUGUAAGAAUAUUAUCUACAACGAGAAACAAGGUGAUGUACAGUUCAUUGACUAUGAGUACUCUGGAUACAACUACCUGGCUUAUGAUAUUGGAAAUCAUUUCAAUGAGUUUGCAGGAGUGAGUGAGGUAGACUACAGCCUUUAUCCAGAUAGAGAAUUACAAGAGCAGUGGCUGAGAUCUUACCUUGAGGCAUACAAGGAAUAUAAAGGUUUCGGUACAGAUGUUACUGAGAAAGAGGUAGAAGUCCUAUAUGUGCAAGUCAAUCAAUUUGCACUGGCCUCUCAUUUCUUUUGGGGUUUGUGGGCUCUGAUUCAAGCCAAAUAUUCCACCAUUGACUUUGAUUUUCUAGGGUACGCAAUUGUUCGUUUUAACCAGUAUUUCAAAAUGAAGCCAGUGGUCACAGCAUUAAAGCUUCCCGAGUAAUGAAGAACUUCAGUUCUCCUCAAGUGGAUAAGCGAUCCUUAGAAUCCUUUCUGGGAACAGAUACUGAAAAAGCUAAACAUUUUGUUUAAGUUCUGUAAUGUUCACUUGGUUGUUUUGCUUUACAAAUGAUGCCUCUAAACAAGUCUUAAUGUUAAAUCUAAUAAGAAGAGCAUACCUACUGUUGAUAUAGAAUGGAUUAGAAAUUUGCUAAAUCUAUAAGGCUGUAGAGAUGGCAAUUUAAUCCUUACCUAAGUAAUUUAACAUAUGUUGUAUGUGAUUUAUUUAUUAUGAGUUUAACAUGAUUCCAUUGCUGCUUUCAUCAAUUUCUGUAAAGGUUGAGUUCAGGCAGUGAAACUGUUCCAAAGGAUUUGUUUUUUCACAACUUAUUUUAUUAAAGUGACAUUAACUUAUAUAAAGACUGUAUAUGGUCAGUAGAGAAUCUUAAUCUUUAACUGUAUACAAAAAAAACAUGAAUAGUGGUCAUUUACUUUUGAAAUGCCAGUCACUGGUACCAAGUAAUUGAGGGAAGGAAGAUGAGGAUAAAAGCAAUUUUCUGCAUCACAGUACUUUACAUUUUAUAGCAAGACCUAUCUACUUACUAGGGUUAAAUAUCAACAUUUUGACUUUCCUUCUGCUACUAUUACAUAGUAGAAAUCUGAAGGCUUUUUGGCCACCUGAUUAUUUAGGAACGUGCAUAGGAUCUGACAGGAAAUGUACCAACCUUAACUUGUAUGGGAGAGUUUCUUGUUUGUUAAAUUUUUCCAUUUAUUUUAAAGACCGCUAUUCCAAAAUCUCAAUAAAUUCCUUAUGUUCUGAACUAUAUAUAUUACUGCAACAUGAUAGACUAUUGGGUUUAAAACAGUGAGCAUGAAAUCCCAUUGCUCUUGGGAGCAAAACAAUACCACUUCAGUUAAAGGAUACAUAGAUUUUAAACCUUUUUCCUUCCUUCCUCAUUUUUCCAGCUUGGAUUCUUGUCUUUAAAUACUUAGGUCCAGUAGUUAUAGAUUCUGUUACAUUUUCUGGCUUUCUUGCUGUACUGAUGGCAAAAAUAUUAGUAGCCUAAAGUCUCAUGUUCAAAGGAUGUUCUUGAAAUGUGUGAGGUUUGAACAAUGGGGCUUUAAUCAUCCUCAAUGUUUUUUAAAAAGCUAUUAUACCAAGAAUGGUUUGAAAUACAAAUGUGAAUUGAAAAGAAAAUGUUUACUUUGUGACUGUAUGUUGAGAGAGGUUGGGGAUGAUGCUUUAAAUCUUGGAAAUUGCUGUGGUGUUGAGCAGUCAAUCAAUUCUGAUUAUUACUCUGAAAAAACUUCGCACUUUGGUCACUGAAGUGCCCACACGUACAAAGUCUGCGUGUAUGCACAUACAGUAUGUGCAAACACACUCACCUUAGGAGUAGAUUUUAUGGGGAGCCAGUUGCAGACUCGGCAAGAAUAUUUAUUCAAUAUUGCUUUAUAGCAUAUUGUCAAAUGCAGAUGGGCUUUACAAAAGCAUAGCUUGUUUCAGGAUGCUUAAAGCAAUGACAUGGGUGGAAAAACUUUCACCUUAUACAUCAUUUUAAAUAGUGUUCUGUUAUUUUACAAAAGCAAGUUUUAUUCCUUAAAACUAGUUUGUAUUCAUCACCUGGUGGUUUCAACCGUGGAUUUCUUACAAUCACAUUCUUAAAAUUUUAAUAUAAACGGAUAAACUUUUCAUAAAAAAAACUUGAAAGUGGGUAAGUCUUAUUUAGUACUUACUAAACUAGUUUAUUAAAUUGGACAGAUUCUUUUCAUAGUCUAAAUAAAACUGACCAACUGAAAUGGCAUUUCCUUCUGUAGCAUUAUCAAGGAUGUUGCUAGAGCUCAUGAAAGUGACAGACAGCAAACAGCUUUUUAAUCUUUGUACCGAAAAGCUCUCUCUUCGUUAAGAGUAUUAUUCUGCCACACUUACCCACAUUAAGUAGUAUCUUGGUUCAUAAGUUGUCCCUUUAAUUUCAGCGAGACAUCUCUUGAAGUAAGGUGCUACUUAGUGUGAGUACCAGUGUUGGAUCCUGAAAAAAAUUAUUUCAAAAUAAAAACAACAAAAACCCCUUUCCUGAUAGAGUAAAGUGACAACUUAAUUUCUGGCAUUGGUAACACAUACAUAUUUGAGAGUGAGCUGUCAAAGUUUUAUUUUUAACCUGGUAAAUUGGAACACUUACCAGAUCCCCCUUUCUAACAAUCCCAAAGAGAACUGUUUUAAAAUAUAUACAGCGGUGUCUGUUUAUUCUGAAGUACAGUCCGGCUCUUAUUAGCCCUAAUUCUUUUCAAACUCUUUGGCUAUUCAAGAGUGGUGUCCCAUACUCUCUGAUGAGAGAACCACAAGGUCCAAAGAAGCCCUGGUAGUUUGACCCAGAGAAAACAGCUGAAUGAGAGCUUCUUGAGUAAAGUGCUGGCUGAAAGAGGCUUGUUAACUGUGUGAGCAAAGAAUCAGCUGUUGUUCGAUUCCUAUUGUGGGAAGCAGAACUUAACAAAGAAUGUACGAACAGGAUGGCAUCAAAGAAAUACCUGAUUACAUCAUCAGUCUCUCCUCCUAUUGGAAACUGCCUGCUAGAACUUGAAAAUUGGGCUAACCAUUCAGGUCAAAAGAGGGUGACACUGCAGAUCAUUCCUUUUGCAAGAGGGAGAGGCCAAGGGUGUCUCCUGUGCAUUUUACAGAUUCCAUUGUCUCCCUACCCUAGUAGCUCUUCCAAUGCUGGUACUGUUUCAGUUUGGAAUUGUACUGUAAUUUUUUAAAGGAGGUGUUUGUUUAUAUAGUGCAAGUAACAAUCUCUGCAGGGGAAAAGAACGUAAGCUUUUUGUGACUGGAUCUCAGCCUCAGUCAUGUUGAGCUGCUAAAUUCCACUGAACUCCUUUCACAAACCUCAAAAACACUUUGAGGCAAAGAUAUUAUAAAUACAGUAAUCUUUGAGCCAUUUUAAAGAAGCACGAGACUUAUCACAGAGUUAUAAUAGGAGACUUUGCAGUAUAGUAGAGACUUGCAUUUUCAUAUUGCACAUUAAAAUCCAUUUUUAGAAAACAUGGCUGUGCAAUGGCUUCCAUUUAAGACUAGCAAUAUGCAACAAACUUCAAAUUCCUAGAGCAGGUUGUUUGUGAGAGAUGUUAUUAGGAAGUAGUUACUUUUUCCAAAAUGAAAUGCCAGUCACCUGGAGUCUCACACCUCAACAGUUUUAUCCAUAACUACUCAGAAUUUCCUCUCCUAUAGAGGGUAGCCUACAAACAUGUUCAAAUGGGAACUUGGGAUGGUGCACGGUGCAAACUUGGGUUUGUCACUGCAAAUACCCUACGGCCUGAACAUGGGUGAACUAUUGAAGCCUCAAAAUAAGGAAUGCCCGUUUUGUUAAAAUUCAUUUCCUCGUUCUUAGUAUUUUGAGGCUAUUUAAAAAGAAGGAAAAUGUCUCAGAGCUCUAGAAACAUCCAUCCUGGCUUUGCGUUGCCAAGAAGAUACUCUGUUGCCUUUCUGUUAAGCUAAAGGCUUGAAUGCCCAAAUUAAUAACUUUUACUGUAUAGUUAAACCUAUAUUGUAAAUAUAAAGAAGGUUGUUAGCAGAGGCAUUCAUGCAUGUGCAGCAUCAGUCAAUAGACCAUAGUGGCCUGGUUGCUUUUGUAAAGCAGAAUUGUGUGAAUUUUUUUUUCUUCUGACACAUUUCUACAAUCAGACCAGGUUAAUCCAUGUCUGAUUUAAUAAGCAUCAGAGCUUUUUAAAUAAUAGCCAGUGUCAGGUAAUUUUAAACUCAUUCAUCUAGCGUUCUUCUGCAUUUGAAAAAGGAAUUGUCAAACUGACUCACAUUAACCGGGUCUGACUGGAUAUGUAUAUACAACAGUGUAAAUAACCAUUUGUAAAUUAAUGUGAAUUGUACCGUAUCUUGCAUUUAUGGACUUGUGUAUUGCAUUGUACUCUCUCCUAUUUUGUAGAAAUUUUGAUGUAAAGAAAAAAUCCAACUUUGUGUGUGCUGACUUUUUGUUAAAUUGACCAUAUUCAAGGCAUCUGUGUUGUGUGAUAAUCACAUACAUUACCUUUAAUGGAGCAUAUUUAUGUUUCAUGUUAAUAAGGUAUCCAUUAUAGUCUACUGCCGCCAUUGUCUUUCCAUGUGUUUUUAUGUUCCCUUGCUUUUGGGGAUAAAUGAAUAGUAAUACGCUUAGUUGUGGGGAAGAGCUAUUCUAGUAAUAAGGCAAAUGAAAAAUGCUAAUUAGUGCUAAAUGUAUUGUCUUUCAACAUAGGGAAACUGUUAAAUCUGAUACUCACAUCUUAAACAUUGGCAGCCAGUAGUAUCUGCUGAAAACGUGGAAGUUUUAAGUACACUUCUUUAAGACGUAUUGUUGUUCCUGUGGUGACAGAAGUUUAAGGGAACAUGUAGACAAAUUCCUAAAUUAGACGUUUCCAGUGUACAUAAGCUGUGUAAUGACAGGAGGAUUCUUUACUGUUGUGCAACUAUUAUGGUAUAAUAAAAGGCCAAAUAAUUAAGAUACUUCUAUCAGUUUCCAGAAUGCUACAGUAGCUAAGGUACCAACUAACUAGUAGCCAAUUCAUAUUUAUGGAAACUGGUGUCCGCUGGGUACAUUCUUUUUGAAGCCUAGAUUGAUAAAAUACAGGACUAGUACACAACUUUCUCUCUCAAUGUAAAAGCUGCCUUCCCUGGACUUGUAGUAAAAUUAAACAGUUUAUUGAUAUCUUGCAUACAAGUUGAACAAAAGCAAUAGUUUGAAGCAGACUUGGUACUGCUUUUAAUAAAAUAAUCAGCUGUUGAUGCCAGUAUUUCAACUUUGAAGGAAAGUUAUGGCAAGCUACAGGUAUCUUCAUUCCCUUUGAGUGCUUACUGUAAUCUAUUAACUGAAUUCCCUUGGACAUUAAUUCCAUUUUUCUUGAUGCAGUAUCCUUUCACUGUUUGCAAGCCAGAACUAUUCCCAUCAAACUUAGCCUUAUUCAAAUAAUGAAUGGCCACUGUAUCCACCAUACAAAGAAAUAAAGACUUAGUUUCAUAAUCAGUUUCUGGUUUAGGAAGUCCCCUGGAGAUUAGGGAAUUAACCUCAGAACUGAAGUGUAAAGUUUUGUACACCAGCUUCUCUGAACAUCUUUUCAUAUACAAACUGCCAUCUAUCUUAUUUUUAAACUAAGUUCUUUAGCUAUCUACAGUGAAAACAGAAGAGCUUUGAGCCUCUUGCCACUGCUAUGUGUAAUAGAUUUGCUGGAAAAUGUUGGUACAUAAAAUAUGGAGGGUAGGCGUAUUCAAAUAUUUUGGUUGUCAAGUUCACAAACACAUCUUGGUGCAAGUCUUCUAUCCUGUUUAUCGAAUAUAAAUAUACCAGACAAAAGACGCAUACACACUCAGAAGGUAUAUAUGUUAAUAUUGUCUAGGAUCUUCAGUGGUGCUGUUUGAUGGUAAUUAGAUCCCAAAGGCCUAAGAGUCAAAAGGAGGGGAAGGGAAUAAAUACAGGUAUGAGGAAAUAAUCCAAUUGAAGCACGUGUUUAGACUUCUGUUUUUUGACCUCCUUAUACUUAGGCAGUUUAUUGAUUGGAUCAGAUUAUAAAGGAAAGGGAACUCAUUCCAGCAUGAUGAAGCCUGGAUUUCUUUAAGAAGGCAGUUGGUGGUUAAGAGACAUUAAAGUAUACCCUUAUUUCCUUUCCACCAAAACAACUUUUUUUUUUUAAAUAGAUAUAGUCAUGAAAUAGAACAGCAAUUUCCUGGUAAAACCUUCAUUCUUUGUACCAGUUGGGAUGUAAUUCCUUUUGUUGGGGAGGCUUGUUUUGAAGGCUAUCGGGAAGGUUGGCUGCAUCCUACCUGGCUGUGAAUUUGAGUUGGGUUCUUCAGUGGGUUUUAAUGUUUUGUAUUUUGAUUAAUAGGUUCUUAGAUGCCUUUUGAAAAGGCUCUUAAAAAUGUGCAAGUGUAAUCAUACCAUGCAGGAUGUAAUUACAGUUGCUGAACAGUAAGAGUUGGAUCACAUUUCCAGAGAUUCUAGUGCUGGUGGUGUGCAUUAUCACAACUGAUUUUGUUUUUUUUAUACAUUUGCUACAGUGGAUUUGUUGGUUAUGAAGGAUAUGACAAAAGGCUGACCGUGUUCUUGCGCCAUGUAGGUGUUCCUUUUGCUAACUGCACAGCUAGAAUGAGGCUCUCCAAGGUGGUAGAACCGCACAAGUCCAGAGGGUACAUGACUAACUUUGUGGCCUACAGACCUCUGGAAUGGAAAAGAAAAUGUGUAAAUUGCUUUCACGUGCCAGUUGUGUGGUGCUGCUCUAGUGGUGUGACGAGACUGGAAAUUCCAUUGUCUGACUUCAAGUGGCUUUACUGACUGAGCUGUUUGUGUAGUUUUUCAGGUUCCUAGUUACAGUAAAUGAGGGAAUCUUCUAAAACUAUUGUACUGUAUUUUUGUCUGUGCGCAAUUGGCUAGUUUGCAUAAUAUGAAGUAUUUGAUUCUUUAAAAUGCUGAAUAGUCUAGAAGAUACUCUUACUUCAGAUGCUUUAAUGAUAGCUUCUUCAUUCACUGUCAAGAGAAAAGUUGAUUGAAAACAGUCCAGUAGUGUCAGAGGAAUGGUCUGAGCACGGGACUGAGAGCCAUGAAUACCAGCUAAUUCAGGAAUUGAUACUGAUUCCCUUUGUGGCCUUUGAAAGCUGUUUAGCUUCUCUGCCUCAGUGUCCUCAACUUGUAAAAAUGGAGAAGAAUUUACAUGUCUCCCAUGGAUGGUGUGAGCAUUAACUUAAUGUUUGCAAAAUGAUAGGAGUUGUAGUUUCAUGUAAUGCCCCGAUCAUGUUUGUUUUAAAAUCACUUAUCUUUAUAUGUGUAUAUAUAUAUUUUUUCACACAACUGGGGAGAAACGCACACAAAACGCAAUGUGAAACUGACUUAUAGGGGGGAACAGUGUAAAUUACCAAACACAAUAUUAUCAAAUGCACAAAAUAAACUGGAAAACAAAAAUUCUAAUCUUUGUUAUAAUUUUAGCUGUUUACUUCUCCUGAUUGCUGUGAAAUCUUCAGUCAGAAGUGUGUGGAGGUUUUUUUGUUGUUGCAAUGACCGUUCUUUCAUUUGUGUAUCUCAGAUACAGUCUGUGGUAGUGUAACGCAGUGUUGUACAUAAGAGCUUUUGAUUAGUCUCAGCACUGAGAAUGUAUCCGUAUCUUAAACAAAUAUAACUUGAAGUAGAUUUGUUGGUUCACAAAUUUGUAUUAGCCAGCUAUCCAAAGCCCUGUAACACUUGCAAAGAUAGGACUAUGGGAUAAUAGGAAUACUUUCCAAUGUCAUUUCAUUGUUCCACAACAUUUUUUUCAUUGUUUUCUCAUUUUUAGGUUGCUGUUAAGUCAUAUGUCCUGUGAAUAAAAUGCUCCCAAUCUUUAAAAAAAAAAUCAUUUCUUUGUCAUGGAGUUAACAUAUGUUCUGUUCAUUCAUCAGUUUUCAUUGGAGUGAACUGUUUCUUUUGAACGAAACGUUGUUGGAGCUAUGUUAUAAUAAAAGCCUUCUACCAUUGAUUAAAUGAAGGAAUGUAUCUUUCAAAGAUUUAUAUUGUGUAAAUAAUUUAAAACUGGUUGUAACAAUAAAGCUGGUUUCUAACUGCA
Messenger RNA from Malaclemys terrapin pileata, 8761 nucleotides. RefSeq names its product ethanolamine kinase 1 (gene ETNK1). The record is from RefSeq and is a predicted model, not a curated record. Gene Ontology annotation, biological process: phosphatidylethanolamine biosynthetic process. Bases 114 to 1205 code for a protein of 363 amino acids. Lineage: Eukaryota; Metazoa; Chordata; Testudines; Emydidae. Gene Ontology annotation, molecular function: ethanolamine kinase activity. Gene Ontology annotation, cellular component: cytoplasm. The transcript has 8 exons.